AUGGAGUCGUUUUUGCCACUGGGUGGCUUUCAGCUGCCCUUUCAGAAACGCCUGAGCAGACUGUACAACGAUACGAAGAAAUCAACCGACUUUGUCAAAGAGCCAAUUCAAAAUGAAGAAGAUCCAGAAAUCAAGGCUCUACAUCGCAAACUACGCAUUCAAAAGGAUCGAUUGGUCAGUUGGGGUCUCGAAUGGUCUGAUCCCACUCAAUCUGUUGAGAUCGAUGAGUCUCUAUCAAAAGCUGGUUUGAGUGAAGUUGUUGGCAGUAUCAUGUCCACCAUCAAGGAUAUUCUAGCAGAAGCCGAACCUCUUUGGCUAAGCUCAAAGCGCAUGAUUUCAGCACCUGCUACGUCAAAAGAUACGAAGCCGCCGCUGGUUCAAUGGGAUAAGAAUCAUUUUGAAGAUUUGGUUAAUGAUCUCACUGCCUCGAUUGAUACACUCUACGAUCUCUCAAGAACACGAGCAGCUGGUGGAAUUCCAAGAAGAUCAUCGAAAACACCGUUCAAGUCCAUGUCAUCUACCGAGGAGUAUCGGCCAUUCGAGUCCAGUCGCAUGCAAACGCCUCAGCAAAUUAAUCCUCAGACUUUGACGCAUCUACGACCCAAGCAGGGCGAUGAGGCUUCAGCUCCUCGAGAAGUUGUCUUUAUGAGCAAGACAGCCUAUUCUGAACUCACACAUGGAACUACACGACAACCAUGGGCACCACUGCUUCUCGAGUAUGCGACCUUCGACUCAAUUUACGCCGUAACAGGUAUUAUGCCUCCCAUGGCUCGCUUUGAGAAACUAUCCGCAGGUCUGCAGCAAGAUUCUCAACGGUCGCCGGGCACAUGGACUGGACUACCUCGACUUCUCGGGUAUUUCGAAGAUUUGGAAAACUCUAGACUCGGACUUGUCUAUCGAUUUCCUCCCUCAUUCAACGCCGUCUCAUUCGAGCGUCUCACUAAGAACCCUUCUUAUAACCUCCCGACACUGAAUGAUCUUCUCUCUGUUCCAGGAUCAGAACCCAAGCUCGAAGCCAAGUUCAGACUCGCUCACAAUCUGAUGAACACUGUUUUCGACCUACAUGCGCGUGGCAUCACCCAUGGAAAUAUUGCCCCGACCACUGUCUCAUUCUGCGAUGCAGUCACGUCGCAACCGGGUGCGACGAAUGGCGAGGUGGAUAUUCGACGUCCUCUCCUUUCUUCUUUUGACCUCUUUCCUGAAGAUACCCCUUCGACAUCACCACUUCUGUCCCGUCAUCCGCUCGACCCACGCAAUGCUCAAACUUCACCUCUUGUCAACAAUCCUGACCAGAGAGUUCUCGAUCUGUAUUCCUUGGCCACUUUGUUACUCUCAGUUGGUUUGUGGAAGAAACUUGAGGAUAUUGUCCCUGAUGCAUCUCCUUCCAUCCCCGAGUCGGCCUUAGAAGAGCUUGCUGUCAGAUGCGGCAGUUUAUAUAUGAAGGCCGUUCAGGUUUGCUGGACGGCAGUCGAUGACGAGCUUGCCGGACGAUCUUCUGGUGAAUCAUUGCUGUCAUCGGUGCAAGUUCGCUGCAGCCGCUUCUUGGAGGCCUGCUGUAUCUUGGACGGUGUUAGUGGUUUGGAGGAGAGGCUCGACCAAGAACUUCACCCGUCUGAGACGCCAACCCCUGCCGUUGAUGCAGCCCCUAUGAAGAUAAACAAGGAUGUAAAGGAUGCCAAAGAUUUCAAGCCAUCACUAAAAGCUGCAAGCGAGAAGCCAAUUUCAGCAUCAGCGCCAAACCUGGGAACAGAAAAGAGUGCCCCCAAGUUUGAGGCAGUCGCGGAUCAAGAUGAUACUCUCGACAAGCAGUCAGAAACAAAGAUGCGUCUUUAUCCCCAUGUGCCUCUGGCGCCAGAAGUCGUGGAGAAGUGGAACAAAUCCCUCAUGCCCCAGAUCAACCACGCUCUUCGUCACUUUUACCGCAAGCACCCCGAGUCGGUUGAGAUCUCUCUUGAGUCAGUAGGCCCAAGUCCUCAGAAGACUCAACCCACAGUGCUUGUUGUGUGCACAUCCGUUGGGAAAGUCCGGGCUAUUCUUAGGAAGAGGCUCGGUGACCUUUUUGAUGGAGGUAACGGCUUCGGACUCAAAGUCUGUCGGGGGCAUGUUUUAAGAUCUCGCCGACAGCCAAACUCAGUCCUCAGAUCCAUGGCCCGAAGGAGUGCCAAGGGUACUGGAUUAGAAUCGGACGACAUUGAGGCCAUCAACCCAGAGUACCAAGAGCGCCCAGGCAAUGGUGCCAGCAUCGGAGCAUGGAUUGGUGAUCGACAUCUGCCGCCUGUUAGCCUCGGAGGCCUCGUCAUGGUUGACGACAAGCCUUACGGAAUGACAGUCCACCACAUGCUCGAUGAUCCAGACCGUGACUUUGGGCCUAGUGACACUCUGAGGUGCAGUGCCCUGCCUGAUAUGGACUGGUACGCGCAAUCUGGUGAUGACAGCACUGUCGAUGAUGAGUUUGGCUAUGGGCUCUCUGAUACCGAAUCCGAGGCCUACUCGGAUUCCGAUAUCACUAGUGACUACGAGGACGACGAAGAUGAUGAGGAAGACGAGGAGUAUAAUGAGCCUGGAGAUAUUCCUGGAGUUGAACCAGGAUGUGGCGAUGGCUAUAUCGUCACACAACCAGCUCUCGAUGAUGUGGAAGAGGGCUUCUACCCUGAUCCAGAGACUCAAGACGAUGAUCACUUAGACACAUACAGUGUCGGGGAGGUGUAUGCUUCAAGUGGCAUCCGCAGGAAGCAGGCCCUCGGGCUCGUGCAUGAGGUUGACUGGGCUCUCUUCGAAUUCGCUCACGAUAGAUUGCCUGAUGACAACACCAUUCCUCGCAUUGAUGGCAAGUCGCCUGCUCAAAAGCCUGAUGGAAAGCAGACAGCUGGGUUGCCCAUGCUGCGACCGACAACUGUUGCCCCUUCAGACUCCUUGCCAAACAUGGAGGUCCAGUGCAUGGCUCGAACAAGUGGCUUGCAGACUGGCAAGAUUCUCCCAGCUCUCACCAGUGUGAAGAUCUACGGUCGAGUUUCGCCCAGCCAUGCCUAUCAAGUCACAAGCGCCGACGCACCAGAACAAGGAACACAGACCAAGGAUGUCCCUCUCGGUAUCCCUGGUGACAGCGGCGCUUGGAUCGUCAGCCGUGACGAGGGCCAACUUUGCGGACAUGUUCUUGCAUGGAGUCAACGCAAGCGUAUUGCGUACAUUUGCCCCAUGGAUGUCCUCCUCUGGGAUAUUGCAGAGACUUUGGAAGCUCACGAAGUCAAACUUCCUGGAGGACAGGCCGUGGUGACUCUCAACAGAUCAGAGACUCGUGCUGCCUCCAAGAAGCAACAGGUUUCCGAGCCUGAGCUUCCUGAUGAAGAUGAUCUAUCGGACCUAGUAGAGGAGGAAGAUGAUUUGCCCCCUCAACUAGUGAUGUCCCCCGAUCCGGUCAGAGACACCCCCAGCAUGACAAAGUCACCCGUCUCGAACUUCAGCGGCGUCAGCGAUCGGAGCUCAUCAAGCCCGAUCCGCCUGGACACAUCAAGUGACCUGAGUGGUAUCUCGAACCGAUUUGAAGAAAUGAGUAUGAGUGGUAGUUUUGGGAUAGGCGUUAGCGGUUGA
This is a messenger RNA of Fusarium redolens, 3588 nucleotides long. RefSeq lists its product as uncharacterized. The transcript is spliced from 2 exons. Bases 1 to 3588 code for a protein of 1195 amino acids. The record is from RefSeq and is a predicted model, not a curated record. NCBI's taxonomy places the organism in Eukaryota, Fungi, Ascomycota, Sordariomycetes, Hypocreales, Nectriaceae.